Drosophila bipectinata is the source of this 3997-nucleotide messenger RNA. It is a transcript of the gene Gyc88E, whose product is annotated as Guanylyl cyclase at 88E. Lineage: Eukaryota; Metazoa; Arthropoda; Insecta; Diptera; Drosophilidae. Gene Ontology annotation, biological process: cGMP biosynthetic process; response to oxygen levels; nitric oxide-cGMP-mediated signaling. Gene Ontology annotation, cellular component: guanylate cyclase complex, soluble. Gene Ontology annotation, molecular function: guanylate cyclase activity; heme binding; nitric oxide binding. The record is from RefSeq and is a predicted model, not a curated record.
AUGACGAGCUGAGAUUCAUUUAUCCCGCCGCCAAUUUGGUCGUCACGCCGUGGCAUCCUGUCCCCAAAAUUGUGGUCCUUCCCGCCGCCCCGCCAGACGUUCAAAUCCCGCUAAAACCAAACGGAAAUAAAAACACGAGGCACAAAAAUGAAAUCAAAUCAAAUAAAACCAAAUUAUAUGGGAAACGCGAGGCCCUUAAUAUGAAUUCCUGGCUCAUGCCUCCACUUUGUGUCCUUUUUCCUUUUGAGCAGGUUAAGCGGGCUGCAAAUCCGCAUCGCGUAAUGAAAAUCAAAGUACAUAAAUAUAAAAUUAAAUGUCGUAAAUAAAGAAAAAAUAAUAACACCAGACCAUAUAAAAUAUAAAUGUGUAUGUUCGUGGCAACGCCACCCACGAGACGCCACCAACAAAGACACAAAAAACAACAAAAUUUAAGAAACGUGCCACAUUAAAUAUUAAAGGAACUCAGUGGGCGGAGAAAAGUAAAAAAACAAAUUUGGGACUCCAAGUACUGACAGAUUUUGAAAAACCGCCAAGUGAUGCAUCCGGGCUAAUACCUUUGAACAUAUCACGUUAUUUCAAACCAUCAACAAGGUCCAACCAUCAAUGUCAGCCGAGUGAAGCAUAAGGAAGCUACUCCCCCAGCUUCAAGAUGUACGGAUUGCUGUUGGAGAACCUCUCCGAGUACAUCAAGUCCGUGUAUGGCGAGGAGAAAUGGGAGGACAUCCGACGGCAGGCUGGCAUCGAUUCGCCCUCCUUCAGUGUGCACCAGGUUUAUCCGGAGAACUUGCUCCAGAAGUUGGCCAAAAAGGCGCAACAGGUCUUGGGCGUCUCGGAAAGAGAUUUCAUGGACCAGAUGGGCGUCUAUUUUGUAGGCUUUGUCGGUCAGUAUGGAUAUGAUCGCGUUCUGUCCGUCUUGGGUCGUCACAUGCGCGACUUCCUUAACGGCCUGGACAACCUGCAUGAGUACCUAAAGUUCUCGUACCCGCGGAUGCGGGCUCCCAGCUUCAUUUGCGAAAAUGAAACGAAACAGGGUCUGACCCUGCACUAUCGCUCCAAGCGGCGUGGGUUUGUCUACUACACGAUGGGUCAGAUCCGUGAGGUGGCACGUUACUUCUACCACAAGGAGAUGCACAUCGAGCUGGUGCGGGAGGAGAUCCUAUUCGAUACUGUCCAUGUAACCUUUCAGUUGACCUUCGAUAAUCGGGCAUUCACGUUGGCCUCUCUGGCAAUGACCCGCGAGGAAAAGCACCUGCCCAUCAGCGCUCAUGUGUUGUUCGAGAUCUUCCCCUUCUGUAUUGUAUUUGGAGCUGACAUGAUCGUGCGCAGUAUUGGUAACUCUCUCAUGGUGAUAUUGCCGGAACUUCUGGGAAAGAAAAUAACAGCCUGGUUCGAUUUAGUGCGGCCUCUGAUAGCCUUUAAGUUUCAGACUAUUCUCAACCGUACCAAUAAUAUUUUUGAACUGGUCACUGUGGAUCCAGUCACUGAGAGACUGGAUGCCCAAAGCGAGGACUUACUUCUUCAUGAUGAUGGAAGCGAACCCGAGAAAUCAUUGAGAUUAAAAGGUCAAAUGGUUUAUAUGGAAAAUUGGCGCAUGAUCAUGUUUCUGGGCACGCCAGUCAUGCCGGACUUGACUUCUCUAAUAACCACUGGUCUCUACAUCAACGAUCUGUCCAUGCACGACUUUAGCCGAGAUUUAAUGUUGGCGGGAACGCAACAAUCGGUGGAAUUAAAGUUGGCCCUUGAUCAGGAGCAGCAAAAGUCUAAGAAGUUGGAGGAAUCCAUGAGAUUGUUGGAUGAAGAAAUGCGUCGAACCGAUGAGCUGCUAUAUCAGAUGAUACCCAAACAAGUGGCAGACCGACUUAGACGCGGGGAAAAUCCCAUAGACACCUGUGAGAUGUUUGACAGCGUUUCGAUCCUUUUCUCUGACAUCGUUACCUUUACGGAGAUUUGCAGUCGAAUUACUCCCAUGGAAGUAGUGUCUAUGCUGAAUGCCAUGUACUCUAUUUUCGACAAGCUAACGGAACGGAACUCUGUCUACAAGGUGGAGACAAUUGGUGACGCCUACAUGGUUGUGGCUGGGGCACCCGACAAGGAUGCCAACCACGCCGAACGAGUCUGUGAUAUGGCCCUGGAUAUGGUCGAUGCCAUCACCGAUCUGAAAGAUCCUUCCACCGGGCAGCACUUAAGGAUACGUGUGGGAGUCCAUUCUGGAGCCGUGGUUGCUGGAAUUGUGGGCUUGAAAAUGCCCCGCUACUGUCUUUUUGGUGAUACCGUGAACACAGCUUCGCGGAUGGAGUCCACUAGCAUUGCCAUGAAGGUGCACAUCUCCGAAUCCACAAAGAUUCUCAUUGGACCAAGCUACAAGAUCCUCGAACGUGGGGAGAUCGAUGUAAAGGGAAAAGGGACUAUGGCCACUUAUUGGUUGGAGGAGCGCGAAAACAGGCUGCCGCUGCAACUGACCGCCGCUCUUCAAAUACAUCCAUUGUCUCCGGCUCCGCCUGCCUCCGCAGCCAAGGCUAUAAUGCCGCCGCCGGUUACCAAGCCAGUCUCUCCACUGAUUCCAGUGCCAGUAAGUGUGGCAGUGGCAAUUGCAGGUGCCGCUCCCAUUCCUGUCACUGUUGCGGCUCCAACACCAGCUCCUGUUCCAGCUCCCGUCCCUGUGGUUCCACCAGUGGAUAUAGUGACUCCAUCUGCCAGCAUGUCGGGAGUGGUGCUCACUGCCACCAAUACUCUGGCUGCAGCUACUCACAUGGCGCACCAUCAGGUUACAGGGUCAGGAACGGCAGCGGGGGCAGUUUCGUCGGGAGUAGCUGGUGCACCUUCCGCCGCUGGAGCUACAGAUGACCGCGGAAGUCGUAUCUACUCACCAGUAACCUUCAAGGACGUGGCUCGCCGCAGCAUUGCCAAUUCCCCCGUGAAGAGCAAUGCUGGCUUCGCGGAUCAAGAGAAACGUCGUGAAUCGCGAUCCAAUUCUACGGGUCAUGUUUUUAUGCGUUCGCCAUCGGAUAUUUUUGGUUCCCUCAUACUGGACACUGAGGAAUUUCUCGAAGAUCUGCAGAUCUCACGCAGCUCGCUGGCCAACAAUAACAACAACCAUACACCCGUCUGUGGUUUCAGCCCAACGCCCCCAUUCCGGAUUGGGAGUGCUCCCCCUAAGCCGAGGCCAAGUAAUCCGGAUAAGUUUACACCGGAGGAACUGGCCGCCAUGGACCAGAUGACACCGCCAUCCACCGCUCCAGCCCGAGAGACAGCGACCUGCAGCAGUGCAUCCUUGGAUCGCGAGAAGACGGCCAAGCUCAAAAAAAUUUCCUUUUCCAACAGCAGCAGCAUGGAUGCAACCACAGCUCCCAUUACCAGUGCGGUUCGGGUGUGUCCCAUGCGCUCCAAGUCGCCGCCCCAGUCCACACAGUCGAUGCAAGUGGUCCAGGCUAGUACCAGUAACAGUGGUAAUAAUCGGCCAGGCUCCAAGGAUUCGGUAACAUCCAUUUCACUACACUCACCGCCACCUCACAGAUCUCAUUCGGCACCUGCCAGGCCACAUUCCAUGUCGAAGGCAGCACGAAAAGCCUUCCUGGCGGCCAAGCAAACGAAGGCCAUGGAAAAGCUGGACAAGAUGAUCGAGGAGGUGCACGAGGUGGAGUCUCAGUCUGCAGUCAAAGCGGCCAAUAUGCGUCUGGCCAUUUUUGGCCACGAUGGUGGAGGUGGAGACUUGGCAGCCGGUGGGUGCCCGCUCUUCUUGCCACCACCUCCUCAACAGCUGAUGCCCAGCUCCAUCUCAGAUUCUGGCCUAUGCAGUCAUGGCCAUAGCCACGCCCCCAGGUGCCAUCACGAACCCAAGCUGACCAAUAGCCAGAGUUUCCAGCACUCCCCACGUGGGGGAAUCACUCAUCAGUGCUGCGGUGGCUUUAGCCAUGGAAAUGGGCGUCACUCGCACCGGAUGCACUCAAAUGCCUGUAGGAUUCUUUAAAGGAUUCCUUGCAAUCCCUUAAUCCAAACC